Molecule: messenger RNA, 1379 nt
Organism: Coregonus sp. 'balchen'
Lineage: Eukaryota; Metazoa; Chordata; Actinopteri; Salmoniformes; Salmonidae
Source: the annotation of a GenBank genome assembly
AAACGGGGGGGUUACUUCCGGUUUCUACCACAGGAAGACAGACAGUUUUCAUUGAUAAAUCGCACAACAUUGGCUACUUUUCAGUUUUAGUACAUUUAUUUAUACAAUUUCUAUACAUUUGUUAAGACGCCAUGUCGGGAAUACCACCAGAUACCUGGCAGCCACCCACAGUGAGCCUGGAGACAACGUAAGUUCCGGUAGCUUGCUAGCCUACGUUAGCUAAACGUUUUGAAUGAAUGAAUAGCUAGUAGUUAGAUAGUUAGGAGUUACUCAAUUGCUUGCUGUUCAAUCAUGUUUUUCCAAUACCAAAUGCUGUCCAUUGAUUAAUUUCAUAAUGGAUGGAAAAUGAAUGCUUCGUCUUAGCUACAUUGUAUGUCUUCUUGUGUUCCAGAAUGGGUACAAUUGCAGUGGAACUUUACUGGAGACAUGCUCCCAAAACCUGCAAAAACUUUGCUGAGUUGGCCAGGAGAGGUUACUACAACAACACCAAGUUUCAUCGUAUCAUCAAGGACUUCAUGGUGCAGGGAGGAGACCCCACAGGAACAGGUGAGACAGACACACACACACAAAUAUACACACACUAACACAGAUGAGGCCUGGAGAAAUUCUUCAGAAUGCCAUGUUAACUAUUGUUCCACUACCAGGCUUUUGGCCUCCUGAGCAUGAAUCAGCUGUACACUUUUUUCUGUUCUGAGUGGUGAUACAUUCAGAAUGUUCCAGAGACAGAAAAGAAGACUCACUAAACUCAAAUGAUGACUAAAUCUGUUGAUGUGGACUAAAUCUGUUGAUGUCGACAUCAGAUUCUUACUCCCUGUAAUGUGCGUUGCUUAUAGGUCGUGGCGGUGCCUCCAUAUUUGGCAAACAGUUUGAAGAUGAACUUCACCCUGACCUGAAAUUCACAGGUAACUAUACAGUCUUACAGUAAUGAAAUGGAGAAAACAUGUCAUAUUACCAAAAUGUUGUAUUUUUAUGGUGCUUUCUACUGCUCUCUAAUGGUGCUCUGUUAUGGUGCUGUCUCCCUAGGUGCAGGGAUCCUAGCGAUGGCCAAUGCAGGACCAGACACCAACGGAAGCCAGUUCUUCCUGACCCUGGGGCCUACUCAGUGGUUGGAUGGGAAGCACAGUAUCUUUGGGAGGGUAUGCCAAGGUAUGGCAGUGGUCAACCGCGUUGGCAUGGUGGAAACAAACACACAAGACCGACCUGCCGAUGACAUAAAAAUCCUCAGGACGACUGUACCCAACUGAGACGCAUUCAUACAACCAAGGGCUACUUUUUUAUUUGUACAGUAAUUUUGUCAUGAUUUAAAAAUUAAAAUUAAAAAUGCCUUUAAUUUUGUUAUUCUCAAAUCAAUAAUGUAACCAUUAUGGUCAUAAUCACUU